Cryptomeria japonica (Japanese cedar) is the source of this 1385-nucleotide messenger RNA. Its product is annotated as xyloglucan endotransglucosylase protein 1. The coding region runs from base 283 to 1104 and encodes 273 amino acids. Gene Ontology annotation, molecular function: xyloglucan:xyloglucosyl transferase activity; hydrolase activity, hydrolyzing O-glycosyl compounds. Gene Ontology annotation, biological process: cell wall biogenesis; xyloglucan metabolic process. The transcript has 4 exons. Gene Ontology annotation, cellular component: apoplast; cell wall. The record is from RefSeq and is a predicted model, not a curated record. NCBI's taxonomy places the organism in Eukaryota, Viridiplantae, Streptophyta, Pinopsida, Cupressales, Cupressaceae.
UUCGUGGCCAUUUUGGAAUGGGUAUAUUUGCUUACCUCUUAACUCACAACUAAGGCUUUCCGUCAUCGUACUUGCAGCUGUAAACAGCUGGAUAACACCAUAAACCGCGUAGAACAGGCGACCUCUAAGAAUCUUCUGGGUUUUGGUUUUCGCUGAAAAUUCCAUCGUGUACAGUUAGUAUAUAUAUGGUCUUUCCCUCCAUUGUCUCUCAACAUUCUACUCUAUUUUAAUGCAACACAACUAUAUCCAUUUAGACAAACUCAACAAUCGUUCAUAAUAAUCAUGGCUCUCUUCUUCUUCUGUUUAAUCUUCACCCAUCUUGUGUUUCUGGAGCACGUCUCUGCAAAUUUUUACAGCGAUUUCGACAUCACGUGGGGGAAUGAUCAUGCUAAGAUACUUGACAACGGCCAGGGAUUGCAGCUCACUCUCGACAAGUCCUCAGGUUCGGGGUUCCAGUCGAAGAAUGAAUACCUGUUUGCCAAAAUUGAUAUGCAAAUUAAGUUGGUGCCCGGUAAUUCGGCAGGAACUGUUACUGCUUACUAUCUGUCGUCUCAAGGAGAUAAGCACGACGAAAUAGACUUUGAGUUUCUGGGAAACUUGUCUGGAGAUCCUUAUAUUAUGCACACAAAUGUUUUCUCUCAAGGAAAAGGCAACCGGGAGCAGCAAUUCUACCUCUGGUUCGAUCCCACUGCAGACUUCCACAAUUACUCUGUCCUCUGGAAUCCCCAACAAAUUCUGUUUUUAGUGGAUGGAACUCCGGUGAGAGUAUUUAAGAACAAUGAGGUUGUGGGCGUGGCAUAUCCAAAAAAUCAAGCGAUGCGAAUAUAUUCGAGUCUGUGGAACGCAGACGACUGGGCAACCAGAGGUGGGCUUGUGAAGAUCGACUGGAGCAAAGCUCCUUUCGUUGCCUCUUACAGAAAUUUUAAUGGACAGGUGUGCAGUGCUUCCUCUAACUGCUCUGCAAAUUCAUGGUAUAGUAAAGAAGCACUGGAUUCGAGCGAGCAGCAGAAGCUUCAAUGGGUGCGCAAGAAUUAUAUGAUUUAUGAUUACUGUUCGGAUGCUAAACGUUUUCCACAGGGCUUUCCAACUGAAUGCACACGUUAGCCAUUCAAUUGAUCCAUUUGACUUAUUAGGACAGAAUAAAUUCUCUGCUUGUUAUUCUUAAAUAGUUUGUUUAUACUAUUCAAUCAAUUGGAAAGAGUGGAAUGGAUCACCUUUACUGAUUAUACCGGAAUAAAUUCUCCACUGUAAUUCAUAAAUAGUUUAUUUAUCAUUUUCAUUAGAUUGGAAAGGGUGGAAUAGAUCCACUUGGCUCAACAGAACGAAAUAAAUUCCCCACUUGUCACUCAUAAAUUGUUUAUUUAUAAUAUUCUUCAUUUAUUUAA